AUGAAGUUUAAGAAGUUCAUUACCAUCAUGCAGGCGGCCAUGGGGAUCGUCCCCCUCAACAAACGAGAGCUCCUACCGCCUGGGAGGAAACUAUGGAAACCCCCAGGGUGAGUGAAGCGGAUGUGUGGCGUAUGAGCGUGUUUGCGUGAAAUGAAUGUGGGUCUAGUGUCUAUAGUAUGUAGCCUAACUCUGCUGGAUUCAAGUACAAGCAUCUACUGCACCUCUGAAAUAGUUGAAUCAUUUGCACUACAAAUAAUCAGUUGUGUGUGUCAGAAUGUCUCUAGGCGAUUCACAACCAUGAUUUGUAAUGUAUAGAUGUUUCAGCUUUGUUCACCAGAUGGUACUAGCCUACAUGCUACAGCAUGAGCAUGUCUGUUGUCAUGAGUUACAGCUCAGGUCAAAGAGCUUUGAGUUGACUAUAGAUGCACAGCAGAUGAAUGUAGCAGAGAUCCUGUGAGCAGCAUGGCUCUCCUUAGCUGACCCAGUCCAGUCAUCACCGGAUCAAUUCUCAGAUUCAUUAUGGAACCGUUCUUUAGUCUAUGGACACAACUUGUUAUUUGCAGCGUAUUGCCACAGUCAGGUGGUUACUUUUCAACGAAGCUCCUUAAAGGUUUCUCUGUGUGUGUGAGUAUUUAUCAAUCAAUCACAUUUAUUUAUAAAGCCCUUUUUACAUCAGCAGAUGUCACAAAGUUCUAUGUGAUCCCUCACCCACUUUGAGGUUGAUGUUGUAGAUCAGUUAUUCACUAUGCACAACAAUGGUUUUAUUCAUUCUCCCAAGAUCCAUGGAUUCCAGUAUUCUCAGUUUGGAGAUUUCCUAAUCGUGUAGUCUCAUAUGCUGAUAGAAGCUUGCCUAUAGUUUCCCUGCACAGCUAAACACUGCUAGAGUCAGGGCAUUGGGAGUUAGUUGGAAAGGAAAAGGCAAACACCACGAGCUGAGCAUUUGGUCAAAGCAAUCACUUAUUUACACUGAACAAAGAUAUGAACGCAACAUACACCAAUUUCAAAGAUUUUGCUGAGUUACAGUUCAUAUAAGGAAAGCAGUCAAUUGAAAUGAAUUCAUUAGGCACUAAUCUGUGGAUUUCACAUGACUGGGUAUACAGAUUUGCAUCUGUAGGUCACAGAUACCUUUAAAAAAAAAAAAGUAGGGGCAUGGAUUUAAAAACCAGUCAGUAUCUGGUGUGACCACCGUUUGCCUCAUGCAGUGCGCCACAUCUCCUUCGCAUAGAGUUGAUCAGGCUGUUGAUUGUGGCCUGUGGAAUGUUGUUACACUCCUCUUCAAUGGCUGUGCAAAGUUGCUAGAUAUUGUCGGGAACUGAAACUGUCGUAAACGUCGAUCCAGAGCAUCCCAAACAUGCUCAAUGGGUGACAUGUCUGGUGAGUAUGCAGCCAUGGAAGAACUGGGACAUUUUCAGCUUCCAGGAAUUGUGUACAGAUCCUUGUGAAAUGGGGCCGUGCAUUGCUGAAACAUGAGGUGAUGGCGGCGGAUGAGUGGCACGACAAUGGGCCUCCAGGAUCUCGUCACGGUAUUUCUGUGCAUUCAAAUUGCCAUCGAUAAAAUGCAAUUGUGUUCGUUGUUCGUAGCUUAUGCCUGCCCAUACCAUAACCGCAUAGCCACCAUGGGCCACUCUGUUCACAACGUUGACAUCAGCAAACCGCUCGCCCACACGACGCCGGACAUCUGUCCGGUACAGUUGAAACCGGUAUUCAUCCGUGAAGAGCACACUUCUCCAGCAUGCCAGUGGUCAUUGAAGGUGAGCAUUUGCCCACUGAAGUCUGUUAUGACGCCAAACUGCAGUCAGUUCAAGACCCUGGAAUAGGACGACGAGCACGCAGAUUAGCUUCCCUGAGACGGUUUCUGACAGUUUGUGCAGAAAUUAUUAUUUUGUGCAAACCCAAUUUCAUCAGCUGUCUGGGUGGCUGGUCUCAGACGGUCCCGCAGGUGAAGAAGCCGGAUGUGGAGGUCCUGGGCUGCGGUUGUGAGGCCUGUUGGAGGACGAACUGCCAAAUUCUCUAAAACGACAUUGGAGGUGGCUUAUGGUAAAGAAAUUAGCAUUUUAAUUCUCUGGUGGGCAUUCCUGCAGUCAGCAUGCCGAUUGCACGCGCCCUCAAAACUUGAGACAUCUGUGGCGUUGUGUUGUGUGACACAACUGCACAUUUUAGAGUGGUCUUUUAUUGACCCCAGCACAAGGUGGAUCUGUGCAAUGAUCAUGCUGUUUAAUCAGCUUCUUAAUAUGCCACACCUAUCAGGUGGAUGGAUUAUCUUGGCAAAGGAGAAAUUCUCACUAACAGUGAGGUAAACAGAUUUGUGUAAAACAUUUGAGAGAAAUAAGCUUUUUGUGCGUAUAGGAACAUUUGUGGGAUCUUUUAUUCAGCUCAUGAAACAUGGGACCAACACCUUACAUGUGGCGUUUAUAUUUUUGUUCAGUGUAUUUAUUCCUGUUCUGACACGAGGCCAAAUGGCAGUAGAGCAUAUGUUUGGCUCAAAUGCAAACAGAUUGCAGCUACACUGGGGUCUCCUUAUUGUCCCCUCCGCCCUCCUCUACCCUCUUACCAAUGCAAUCUAUUUUUUAAUUGUGUAUGAUUAUUAUGAUUUUUGUAUUCAAUCAAUGGGCAGAAUAAACAUUGUAUUUUUAUUUCACCUUUAUUUAACCAGGUAAGCCAGUUGAGAACAAGUUCUCAUUUACAACUGCGACCUGGCCAAGAUAAAGCAAAGCAGUGUGAUAAAAACAACAACAACACAGAGUUACAUAUGGGGUAAAACAAAACAAAGUAAAAAAUACAACAGAAAAUAUAUAUACAGUGUGUGCAAAUGUAGCAAGUUAUGGAGGUAAGGCAAUAAAUAGGCUAUAGUGCAAAAUAAUUACAAAUAGUAUUAACACUGGAAUGAUAGAUGUGCAAGAGAUUAUGUGCAAAUAGAGAAAUGACAAAUGCUUUGUCGCCGCACGUCCAUAUCACGACGUUCAAUAAUACAGAUGUUAAUCAAUAAAAUAAGGUAUAUUUAUAGUACAUGUGUAACCAGUGUGAUAUGGCUAGCUAGUUAGCGUUGCGCAUUAGUAGCGUUUAAUUUUGUGACGUCACACGCUCUGAGACCUUGAAGUAGUUGUUUCCCUUGCUCUGCAAGGGCCAUGGCUUUUGUGCAGCGAUUGGUAACGAUGCUUCCUGGGAGGAAGUUGUUGUGUUCAGAGGGUCCCUGGUUCGAGCCAAUGUUGGGGCAAGGAGAGGAACUGAAGCAACACUAACACAUUCACAGACCUACCAAGCAACAGUACAUGGAAUGCUAAUUGGUCCAACAUUACAAUACAAAUAAUUGUUCUUAGUUAGUGUGUGUGCGCACGUGCAUUAGAUUGUGCCUUUGCAUGUGCACUCAUGUUUGUUUGUCGGUGUAUAUGCUUGUGACAAUGUCCAGGCUUUGUUUACUAUGCAGUGGACCGUUAUGGAAUGGUGUUUGAACCAAAAUCUCUCACAUUUUAAUGUGUCACUCACUUUAAUUGCCCUCACCAUUAUAAUUCUCUAAUGUGGAAUUAAAUUAAUUUCAUACAGUUUCUACCCUUUUCUUCCGAGCUACAUUUUACAUAGGUUGACAAUUACAAUCCCUUAUACAAAGUUGAACUCUGAUCUUAAUGUUGAGUAAUGGUUAUCUAAAGCCCUUUUGUCUCUCCCCACAGGGACACAUCCAGUACUGACCAAUCCAACACUGACCUGUUCCGAUCUAGCUGCUCCUGGGAUAGCUUCUACUGGACCAAAGAAGCCCAGUACCUGUGUCUCCGUCGACUCUCUUCACCCAGCUACUCUGCUAUUCUGAAGGUACGUCAUCAUUUCUGCUCACUUUGUGCAUGUAUCCUUUACCCAUCCUAUUCUGCCCUAAGACUGUGAGUGUGUGUGGUUGGACGUAUGAUUUCUACAGUACCAUUUUGUGAUCUACUCUGUAAACAGGAAAUCCAGAGUGGUUUUGGCAGUAGGAUAUGGUUUAAAAGUCAGUUGGACAAUCUCUGCUGGAUAUCUAUUACCUUGAAUCGUCCUUUGGUUAUUCAUGUUCCCCAUUCACAAAGUGUAUGUAUCCAAGGCCUUUGUCCCAUAGCCCAAUUUGGAAGUUGCUGGUCCACUCACCUCACCCAAUGUAUAUUUAACCAGGAAUAUUAGGAGAUUCAGGCCACCCAUCACAACAUAUUGUUGGUCUGAAUGCAUGUGCAACUGGAAAGUGCUGUUUUCUCGAGGCUACUAGUAGCACAGUUAUCUACUUUACUUUGAUGCAAUGAUAUGGAGCUACACUUGAUGGCCACAUAACUUGACAGCUCUGAAUCUGAUACUGGAAUGACACACACACACGCAUGUUCAUAUUUUUAUUCAGCUUUCAUUGUUAGACUGAAAUACCUGUCCUUUUUACAACACUGAAACUGUACCACUAACAAUCAUACUGUCCAUUUUGGAACUGACUGACUGCCCUGCCUCUGUUAUUAAAGUAAUCUAGAAGGAUCCAUUUUUUCAAAACAUUUACAGAAUUCCCAACAAUAAUGAAUGCAUGUUUUAUUUUAUUGGCUUAAAUACUAAAUUAACAUUUGUUGGGGGCGUUUUUAUAUAUGUUGUUGGUUGUGGUAAUGGACUGCGUUUACAGGUCUAUGUAUUUAUUGAGAUAAAAAAUAUCGAGACACUUACCCCCAUCUUGAAUUGGGACAUCCUAAUACUGUCGUCUCUUUCGGCGCUCUCUGACUCACUCAACUUACUGGGUUGUUUUACUGAGUCUUUAAAAAACGUUUUAACUCAGUCCCCUCUUCCAGCAUUGGGUAACAUCCUCCCCCACGUCUAUUUCUAUGGGCACAAGCACUGUUCAUGACAAAGUGUUCACCCCCCUGUUGUUGGCAGGUAGAACAUUUGCAGGUAGAACGCUUAUUUCCUGCAAUUCUACACAUUUUGCCAUGUGUUAUGUGUGUUCUUGUGAUAUUUGAGUGACUCAAACAUUACAAUAAAAUCAAUGGGCUAAAAAACCUAGCAAAAUUUUUUUUAGCUGACAUGGGUUAGUUGAUCUGGAUAUUUCUGACAAGUUAUAAAUAGCUCUCUAAGGUCCUAGCCUACUAGUGGUUUUAAUGGAGUACUGUAGGUAGAAGUUACCCCUUGAAAUCUGUUCCAGUGUAUUUGAUAGAGUGCAUUUGUGCAGUCCAUGUAGUGCAGCUAGCUGUACUGCAAGUAGAGGGCGUACUGCUACAACAAGACAUUCUAGAGUGGACUAGACUGAUGGCUAGGAUGGCUACCAUGUAGAUAAAACCACACCAUAAUGGGAACUGUAUAGAAUUGCAGUGCUGGAGUUAUAGGCAUACCUGGCAUGUGUGUAUUGUGUAAGGCUUUGUAGCAGAUAUGUAUGGUUGUUUGUGUUGUCUUAUUCUAGUGCGUGUGCAGUGUUGUUCUGUUGUUUUGCCUGAGCAAGAAUAAAGGAUCUGUUCUCCUAAGCCACUUCACAUGAAGAUAGCGCUGUGGGAUUUCAGACAUUUCAAUCUCAUCAGUGAAACUGUGUGUUCUUGCGUAAUGCCCUCAGGAGGCCAAGAUUCAGCCAGCAGCCCUGCCAGUGAACUAAAUGACAUCACACAGCAGAGGAAGACACUUUGACUCACUGUGCCGCUGGGCUUGCAUGUAGCCUGUUCUCAUCACUGCUCAGGAGAGGUAGAUGGACAGUAGGAGCAGGCAGACUAGACAGGUGGGGUUGUCUCUGUCCCACCACUAGAAGCUAGUGCCACACUCACUGCCAGCUGGUCAGGUGCAUGCUUAAGGGGAGGAUUUGUUUAGAGUGGUUCUAGAUGCUGUGUUGUGGGAGAUGGAGUGUGUGUCUGUUCUGUCAUGGUACAUUUUUGCAUUUAGUAGGCACGUUUUAGUUUGACAACCGAUCUUUCAACCGAAAUCAAAUGUCCCUCAGCUGAUCCCCAUAGCACUGUCUGUGACUUAUGUUCAAUAAAACCAAUCUUUGUUGGAUUUGUUGUUUUUAUAUGCUGAGAAGUACAAUGAAUGGGAACAUGUUUGGCAUCAUCCAACAGUACCUCAUUGAUGAGGUGUGUUUGUGACUUCCAUUUUCAGGCCUUCUAACUAGUAUCCAGACCGAUCACAGUGUUCUCUUCUCUUUUUAUCAUGGUGCAUUUUGCAAUAUUCUCUCUAUCACAGAUGUGUGGCAAUAUCCUCUGUAUCACACUUAAUCAUGAGUGGGUUACAAUAUACAGUAGUUCUACUAGUUUGUAGAACACCUGUGUCUCAAUAUAAACUCAUUUUAUAUAGUCAUAGCAAUAGUCCAGGGGUGUAUUCACUAGGAACCAAACAGAAGAAAACAGACCAAAUGGGGAGGGGCUAACCUAAACUUGUCCAAUAAGAAAUGCUUGUUUUCAUUGCAAAACCGUUUGCUAUGGUGUGCACUAAUGAAUACACCCUAGUCCUCCCUGACCACUCUUCAUCGGUUCUGUCCUGUGAGUUUCAACUUCUAAAAGUGGGCUAUGAUCUGUCCUCUACCCUACCCUGCCAUGUCAGCCAGAGUGAUGCCGCUGUUACUAUAAGCCUGGGCUGGAGAUGUCAGCAGUGCAGGGAUUCAGCUCCACUUUGGUCACAAAGUCAAUGUUAAAACCUGCACUCAGAUUGGCUGUGUGUGUGCUUGCAUGUGUGCUUGUGCGUGUGUGUGUGUGUGUGUGGGGGGGGGGGGGGGGGGGGGGGGGGGGGGGGCGCAUGUGGUUUUUAAAGCAUGUGUGUAAAGCAUUUGCUUUUAUGUGUGAGGAUUGGUUAUAUCCAUUUAAAUUCAAUCACUUUUUGACAGCAUCUCUUUUGAUUUAAACCUUCCAUACAUGUUUGCCCAUGGAAGAAGUUACUUUUUGGAACUGAAUGCCAAAACAUAUAAUUUAAAUGAUUACAAACAGUGUUGUCAAACAAUUAUUUUAAUUUUUUGUACAAAACAAUUGUCUUCCUAAAUUGGUCAAUUAUCUAAAAACGCGGAAAAUCUGAUUUUUCUUUUUCAUAUUCGCAUACAGUAUGUUGUAGCUUAGACCCCGUUUCACAUCUGAGGUUUUUGUGUUGUGCCAGCCAUCGGUUGAUACACAACAUUCUCUUGAAUAGAAGGUGUGUCAUUUCAAACAUAGAAAUAUAAUUCAUAGACUGGACCUAUCCCUUCAGACCACUGCAAGUUAGCUGGUAGACAUUUUAAUUGAAUAGAAAUUGUAACUUCUAAUUACUACCAAAAAACUAAGAUGACUACUGGUCCACCCACCAAGUGAAUGUUAACUUUAAAACAUGCCCCUGUACUUUGGUGACUAAGAAAUACUUUUUUUUAAACCUCACGCUUUGGGCUGGAUGUGUCAAUGUGUAGUUCAUAUAUGCAUAAUCUAUGAGCAGAAAUACUGUUUUACCUCAAUUAGCCACGAAAUCCCUAGUUUGAAAGCAACUGUUUUCUUGAAGCUAUGCCGUGCAAUUUUCCCUACAUUUUCCCCCACGUGGGCCAGCCGCCUAGCAAUUCGAGUUCAAGCCAAUGAGCUUCAGCCCCUCGCAUUUGAGUGACAGCUAGCAAGAGGCCUGCCAAGCAAUAUCCAAUGAGGUUGCAGGGCGGGCCCAACAUCUGUCGACACAGCAGCGGGAGAGAGCAAUGACAUGGCGCAUAUACCUGCACAUAUGUGAUGUUGUACGCAAUUUUCAGGGACCACUUUUGGCUUGUGAGUGCUACUUUCAGAACUACUGACUAAAAGGUAUACAAAAGUACCAGAGAAUAUUUUUAAAUGGAAGAUAUUCAUGUCUAUUCUAUUAACUAGAUUUCUAUGAUUUCACAUGGUUUCCUAUGGAGGAUUGACAGUAUAAUUUAAAACAACAAAUAUUCCCAUUCAAGUCAACAUUGUCUGAUGUGAGGACCUCCCAUCUUUUUGGUACCAUUUUGAAAGUUUAAAUUUCAAUUUGAUUCCCAUUUUAAUGCAUUUAUCAACCAAAACAUGACACCCACCCUGUAUUCAAGAGCAUGUUGUGUCUCAACCAAUGGCAGGCAGAACACGAACACGUUAGAUGAUGUAAAAUAGGGUCUAAGCUACAACGUAUGCAAAUAUGUAAACAGAGUUCAUGCGUUUUUAGAUAAUUGACGUUAAAGGGAAACUUCAAUUUUUCAACUUCAUAUUCAUCAACUCCAGCACCACCCCAACAUCAACAUAUGUGACAAUUGUGAGUUUCUAUGUUUGUAGUAAAAAAACAUACGAGAAAGAUAAGUGCUUCCAGUGACCUCAUCGGUUUGCAUCGUGUGAUUUUGACCAAUUGUGAGUAGCUAUUGCUUACUAGUUGCCUGCUAAUUGUCUAUGAAUUGGUUGGUGAUGUCAUUAGAAACACUUAGAUACUUUUGUUUCACUGCAAAACAUAGAAACUUACCAUUUUCACAUGUUGAUAUUGGGGUGGUGCUGGAGAUGAGGAAUAUGAAGUUGAAAUAUUGUGAAAUCUCCCUUUAAAAAUGUUUUUAAAAAAUGACAAUUGUAAAAUAAUUAUUUUCCAUAAAUUAUAAUAUAGUUUGACAUCCCUGUUUGUAAGCUUUUAAAUUAUAUUAAUCUCAACCGUUUAUCUUUUCCAGUGAUGAAAACAUGGUAUGGUGGAGUAUGCAAAAUAGGUAAACUUUGAGCACUUUUAUCUCUUGAAUAUUUUGGCGUUCAGGUCCCAAAAGUCACUUUCUGAGCACUUCUACAAUUGGCAAGUUAGGUUUUGUUUAAAUCAAAAGGGGUAAUGUCAAAAAGUGAUUGAAUUCAAGUGGAUUUACCCUAUUUGAGGUAAAUGCUUUCACACGUACAUUUGCAUAUCCUCAUUCAUAUACACUACCGGUCAAAAGUUUUAGAACACCUACCCAUUCAAGGGUUUUUCUUUAUUUGUUUUACUAUUUUCUAUAUUGUAGAAUAAUAGUGAAGACAUCAAAACUAUGAAAUUAAACAUAUGGAAUCACGUAGUAACCCAAAAUAUUUAUAUUUGAGAUUCUUCAAAUAGCCACCCUUUGCAUUGACAGCUUUGCACACUCUUGGCAUUCUCUCAACCAUCACUGCAGAAUGCUGUGGUAGCCAUGCUGGUUAAGUGUACCUUGAAUUGUAAAUAAAUCACAGACAGUGUCACCAGCAAAGCACCCCCACGCCAUAACACCACCUCCUCCAUGCUUUACGGUGGGAAAUACACAUGCAGAGAUCAUCCGUUCACCCACACCGCGUCUCACAAAGACACGGCGGUUGGAGUCAAAAAUCUCCAAUUUGGACCAGACCAAAUGACAAAUUUCCACCGGUCUAAUGUCCAUUGCUUGUGUUUCUUGGCACAAGCAAGUCUCUUCUUCUUAUUGGUAUCCUUUAGUAGUGGUUUCUUUGCAGCAAUUCGACCAUGAAGGCCUGAUUCACACAGUAUCCUCUGAACAGUUGAUGUUCAGAUCUGUCUGUUACUUGAACACUGUGAAGCAUUUAUUUGGCCUGCAAUUUCUGAGGCUGGUAACUCUAAUGAACUUAUCCUCUGCAGCAGAGGUAACUCUGGGUCUUCCAUUCCUGUGGUGGUCCACAUGAGAGACAGUUUCAUCAUAGCGCUUGAUGGUUUUUGCGACUGCACUUGAAGAAACUUUAAAAGUUCUUGAAAUAUUCCGGAUUGACUGACCUUCAUGAUUAAAGUAAUGAUGGACUGUCGUUUCUCUUUGCUCAUUUGAGCUGUUCUUGCCAUAAUAUGGACUUGGUCUUUUACCAAAUAGGGCUAUCUUCUGUAUAACACCCCUACCUUGUCACAACACACAUGAUUGGCUCAAACUUAUUAAGAAGGAAAGAAAUUCCACAAAUUAACUUUUAGAAGGCACACCUGUUAAUUGAAAUGAAUUCCAGGUGACUACCUCAUGAAGCUGGUUGAGAGAAUGCCAAGUGUGCAAAGCUGUCAUCAAAGCAAAGGUUACUAAAUGAUUACUACAUGAUUCCAUAUGUGUUAUUUCAUAGUUUUGAUGUCUUCACUAUUAUUCUACAAUGUAGAAAAUAGUAAAAAUAAAGAAAACCCCUUGAAUGAGUAGGUGUUCUAAAACCUUUGACCGGUAGUGUAUGUCUGUGUGCGAUUAUCUUGGUGGAUCUAUGCACAUUAUUUUGUGUGUGCAUGGGCAUUUGUAUUUAAUCAUCGGCGUGUUUGCGAUUGUGUGUUUACAGUCUGUGGACGGUGGGAUUUGCGCUGAAUGUAGGCCAGCAGAAUACAGCUUACGUCAAAGCUAGGCAGGCAGAUAAAUGCAGGGUGUUGCUGCUACCACUGGUGCUGCUGUGGAAAUGGAGAGGGUAGUGGCAUAGCAGGCAGAAGCUCAGGCAGCCAGAGCAGAGAAUCAGUAGAGGUAGAUAGAGGAGCAGAGAAGGAACCAUGAAGACUGUCCUCCACCUGCACAGGAAAUGGAUCCACACCUACAAGGCCAUCCGUAUCCUCCAGGGGCUCGUGAGUGACUCCAUCUUGGCUCUAGUUAGACAGGUGGUCUCUGGGUGGAAAGGUAGACCGAUAAGCAGGUAGACAGGUAGUUGUGACAAGUGUUUCAUGGUGGGUGUAGUAGGUGGUGAAGUUGGUUAAAAUGUGGGUGGGUACUUUGGUCAAGUUUUCUGUUUUCAACUGGUAUGUGUACUGUAUUGGAUGGUUGGUGAAAAGCUGACAGUGUGCGAAAGCAGUAGUCCAUGUGUGAUUCUGCUGAUUUAGUGGGUGUGUACUGUACCAUGUGCUCAGAGAGUAUUGGUUGGGAACAUGGAGUUUGUUUGUGCCGGGUAUAGCAGAAUGCUAUCUUAUGUGACCUUUCUGUUGGGCAUAUGAGAUUUGGAGCAUGAUGUUUGGAAUGGUCCCUCAUGAUUGGGCUAAUAGUGUGCACCUCAGUGUGUCCUAUUGAAAUGAGAGAAACACAUGGUUAUCUCCUGUUCAUUGUGGAAUGUGUCCUUCUCCCAUAGAGCCCAGUCAUGGAGGAAACAGUGUGGGAGCAGUACACUGUGACGCUGCAGAGGGUGAGUCCAGCUUUACAACAAUACACAUCACAUACAGCACCACACUGGAUUACCACACAAUACAUCCCUUUUUUAAGUACUGCAACAAUAACACACUACAACUCUUCACUGAAACUGUAUCACAUUUCAAUGCAUACUUUAUAACUAAAACAGAAUGGAAUUAUAAUUGUCAUGCGCAGCUACACCACCAGAUUACAAUGCAAUACACCGUGGAUGCUUUUUAAGAUGUUUCAGAACAUCUGACGCACUCUAGUACAUGUUCACCCAUCUACAGCACACAGACUGGAAUAAUGCCAUGCAUGCAGCCACAUCUGCCCAGUACAGUUAAUCGUGUGGAGCUCCUACUCGUUGUCUCAUCCCCUCACUCUGCUCUGAAGCUGCUUUUACCGCCACAUCACUGACCCUUCCACUUCCAGCUGUCAUACUCUCUCCCUAUCCCAGCUAGCAGAUUGUAACGGGCUAAUGUGAUGCUCCUUUAGCUGUUACAGGAUAGGUACUGUUUGGCAUAUCACAGAUAAUUUUCGACCAACCUUAACAUGGCGAUACUAUCGGCCAAACUCUCGCGAGUGGAGUGGAGCAGGGAAUGUUUUUAGUACAGAUUGGAGAGGGGAGAGGGAGGGGAGAUGUGGUGUUAAAUCUCUGCUCUAAUCUAAUCUGGUCAGUGCGGGGGCAGGUACACCACACAGACAAAAAGGAGAGGGACACACUCAUGUGGACAGAAGUACACAGAAACACACUAACCUGAACAGACUAGGUCACACAGGUACUCGCACAUCCAUACAAAUGCAUCUCUAAAACACGUCCUCUCCACUGCAGGACCCCAAGAUGGGUUUUGGUAUUGCGGUUUCUGGGGGCCGGGACAACCCCAACGAGGAAAGCGGGGAGAUGUCCAUAGUGGUGUCUGAUGUGCUUCAGGGAGGGCCCGCCGAUGGCCUGCUAUUGUACGUACCUCCUGUCAAUCAGUCAUUAUGAUGCAUCAAGUGUUCUGUCAUUUUGAGGAGCUAAUUUGUGUACAGUUUGAAUAUCUCACAGUAGAUUUUUCCUCAUAUGUUAAUUGUGUUUCGUAGUGAUAAUGACCGGGUGGUGCAGGUGAACGCCACUCCCAUGGACGGCGUGCCACACUCCUUCGCUGUACAGACCCUCAGGAAGUGUGGAAAAGUAGCCAAAAUUGUGAGUAUGUUUGACAUACAGUGCAUUCGAAAAGUAUUCAGACCCCUUGACUUUUUCAACAUUUUGUUACGUUACAGCCUUAUUCUAAAAUGGAUUCAAACGUUUUUUUCCCUCAUCAAUCUAAACACAAUACCCCAUAAUGACAAAGCAAAAACAGGUUUUUAGAAAUGUUUUCCCACCAAAAAAUGAAAAAAAAAUGAAAGAAUAAAUUUACAUAAGUAUUCAGACCCUUUACUCAGUACUUUGUUACAUUUUUUACAUUUUAGUAAUUUAGCAGACACUUUUAUUCAGAGCGACUUACAGUUAGUGAGUGCAUACAUUUUUCAUACUGUUGAAGCACCUUUGGCAGCGAUUACAGACUCGAAUCUUCUAGGGUGUGUCGCUACAAGCUUGGCACACCUGUAUUUGUGGAGUUUCUCCCAUUCUUCUCUGCAGAUCCUCUCAAGCUCUGUCAGCUUGGAUGGGGAGCAUCGCUGCACAGCUAUUUUCAGGUCUCUCCAGAGAUGUUCGAUCAGGUUCAAGUCCGGGCUCUGGCUGGGCCACUCAAGGACAUGUCCCGAAGACUUGUCCCGAAGCCACUCCUGUGUUGUCUUGGCUGUGUGCUUAGGGUUGUUGUCCUCUGUACUUUGCUCCAUUCAUUGUUCCCUUGAUCCUGACUAGUCUCCCAGUCCCUGCCGCUGAAAAACAUCCCCACAGCAUGAUGCUGCCACCGCUAUGCUUCACCGUAGGGAUGGUGCCAGGUUUCCUCCAGACGUGUCGCUUGGCAUUCAGGCCAAAGAGUUGAAUCUUGGUUUCAUCAGACCAGAGAAUCUUAUUUCUCAUGGUCUGAAAGUCCUUAAGUGCCUUUUGGCAAACUCUAACCGGGCUGUCAUGUGCCUUUUACUGAGGAGUGGCUUCCGUCUGGCCAUUCUACCAUAAAGGCCAGAUUGGUGGUGCUGCAGAGAUCGUUGUCCUUCUGGAAGUUUCUCCCAUCUCCACAGAGGAACUCUGGAGCUCUAUCAGUGUGACCAUCGGGUUCUUGGUCACCUCCCUGACCAAGGCCCUUCUCCCCUGAUUGCUCAGUUUGGCCGGACAGCCAGCUCUAGGAAGAGUGUUGGUGGUUCCAAACUUCUUCCAUUUAAGAAUGACGGAGGCCACGGUGUUCUUGGGGACCUUCAAUGCUGCAGAAAUGUUUUGGUACCCUUCCCCAGAUCUGUGCCUUGACACAAUCCUGUCUCGGAGCUCUACGGACAAUUCCGUCGACCUCAUGGCUUGGUUUUUGCUCUGACAUGCACGGUCAACUGUGGGACCUUUAUAUAGACAGGUGUGUGCCUUUUACAAAUCAUGUUCAAUCAAUUGAAUUUACCACAGGUGGACUCCAAUCAAGUUGUAGAAACAUCUCAAGGAUGAUCAAUGGAAACAGGAUGCACCUGAUCUCAAUUUUGAGUCUCAAAUCAAAUCAAAUCAAAUCAAAUCAAAUUUUAUUGGUCACACGCGCCGAAUACAACAGGUGCAGACAUUACAGUGAAAUGCUUACUUACAGCCCUUAACCAACAGUGCAUUUAUUUUAAACAAAAAAGUAAGAAUAAAACAACAACAAAAAAGUGUUGAGAAAAAAAAAAGAGCAGAAGUAAAAAAUAAAGUGACAGUAGGGAGGCUAUAUAUACAAUAGAAUAAAGUGACAGUAGCAUAGCAAAGGGUCUGAAUACUUAUGUAAAUAAGGUAUUUCAGUUUUUAAUUUUUUAUAAAUUAGCAAACAUUUCUAAAACCCUGUUUUUGAUUUGUCAUUAUGGGGUAUUGUGUGUGUGUAGAUUGAUGAGGAAAAAACACUUUUGAAUCAAUUUUAGAAUAAGGCUGUAACGUAACAAAAUGUGGAAAAAGGGAAGGGGUCUGAAUACUUUCCGAAUACACUGUGUGUGUGUGUGUGUGUGUGUGUGUGUGUGUGUGUGUGUGUGUGUGUGUGUGUGUGUGUGUGUGUGUGUGUGUGUGUGUGUGUGUGUGUGUGUGUGUGUGUGUGUGUGUGAAAAUAUUAUGGUGGCAAAAGAUAAAGAUGCUUGUGAUUCACAAUUAGAACUCAAGUAAAGGUGUUUGGGAUCUGAGGGUAGACCUGGACAUAGCACCGUUUCAGCUGCUACGCUUGUUUUAGAUGUGCUAAAUUGCUUAGAUCCUAAAAAUUAUUGUGCUGCCUUAUUUAUACACCUUUCCAAGGCUUUUGACACUGUUGACCAUUACAUUCUCAUUCAAAGGUUGACUGAAAUAGGCAUGGAUCAGGCUUCUUUCAAGUGGUUUGAGAAUGAUCUGUCAGACAGGACACUGUGAUUUCUGAUGGUGUUAAGUCUAGUUUCCUGGAUAUUAUUAAACGCUAUACGCUAGAUUUAGAGUUAUUUGGCGACUUCAGUUGUGAAUGAUACAAACCUUAGAAUGUCUUAGAAAUCAAAACAUAUAUGGCUGCAUGAUGCGACUAUAGGCUAUUGAUGAUUUGAGAUAGUUGCAAAAAAGCUUGAGCUCUGUUCCUUGCCUCAGGCUGCACACUGUUCUCUCAUCAAGUGUUCAUAUUUUCACCCAUCAGACAAUUCUCAAUGUAAUCUUGUCUUUACUAAUAUGUAAAAUGAGUUUCAAAUUAGAAUGACCCAUUAUCAAAUACAAGCAGCUGAGAAAUAACUAUAGUAGCAGCUGGGAUCCUCCUCCUUUUUAGUGGCAACCAUCAAAACUCUGCUUUCAGACGUGAUUGCAUAGAGAUGUCUGGGCUUAUAAAAACACUUAUUUUACUCCACGCAUCAACCACUGUUUGAGGAGCAUGCAGCCUCUUGUUUAAUUUUUUUGGUAACCUAUAGUUGUUGUUUGUUUUUUUUGUUUUUUUUUGGGGGGGGGGGGGGGGGGUUCAUGAAUCUGUUGUCCUCAGGGCACCAUUGAAAAUGAGACCCUGGUCUCAAUGCACUCAAUGUAAAUGAUUCCUGAUGGUUCAGUCAUUGCCUGAUGUGGUCUUUUGUUUUUCACAGACGGUCAAGAGGCCCAGGAAGGUUCCGGUCAACCUGCUGAAACGCGCUCCUUCCCCUGAUGACCGCGUCUUCAGUAACGACUACAACGAUGACUACGAUCAGGACCGCCGCAGUGUGUACAGCGAACGCAGCAGUCAUCAAGACCGCGACCACAGCCAGGAGAGGGGGUGUUACACAGACGCUGGCUACCAGGGACGGGGCUUUGACCGUGAUUACGGUCGAGAUGACCGAGGCAGAAGUAUGGAGAGGGACCUCGAUCCAGACAGGCAGUACAGACGAGACGGGAGCAUGGGUCGCACUCUGGACCGUGAACGUAGCCCUGACCGCCGCUACAAAAGCGACCUCACUCUUGACCGUGACCACAGCCCCGAUCGGCGUUACCGUAGUGAACGGGCCCUUGACCGCGACCCCAGCCCCGACAGGCGUUUCCGUAGUGAACGCACUCUGGACCGCACUAACAGCCCCGACCUGCGGUACAGAGCCGGUCACAGUCCUGCCCGCAGCCAUGGUCGCGACCACAGCUUUGAGAGUUACCGUGAACGUGUUCCUAGUGACCGCGACCACAGGAAAGAGCAGAUGAAGAGGAGCGGGAGCAGGGAGCGUCUGGACCGCUCACCCUCCCCCGCCGCCAUGCCAGUCCCCAUGGCCCGCCCCCCUCGGGAGCAGGAGCCCCUGGAGAAACCCCUCAGUGUGCUGCUGCUGAAGAACAGGCCCAAUGAAGGUCUGCAUACAUACAUACUGUACUAACACUCCAUAUUUACAGUGCUAUAGCUCCACUAUGCUCAUUCCUCUAAGACUGCCUGUGCUAAAUGUUUACUAUUAGUUAAACCAUGUUUUUAUGUUUACACAAUUGUUUUCGUGUGUGUUUAUAGAGUAUGGUCUGCGUCUGGGCAGUCAGCUGUUCAUUAAGGAGAUGACAAGCACAGGUCUGGCCUGCAGGGAUGGCAACCUCCAGGAGGGAGACAUCAUACUGAAGGUAGGAAGGGCCUCACAUACAGACCACUGUUUAAUCUCUGACCUGGGGGAAGCAUUGUUUCACUGCUGCCUCUUCAAAAGUUGCAUGUUUUGUUGGCAAAAAACUAUAAUGGGACUUAUCCCCCCCACCCCCCACCAUAUCUUAUAAUUGAUCCGUCUCGGACAGUGGGCUACAGAUAUAAUGCGAUUGCUACCAUACACUGUGAAUGUGAUUUGACUCUCUCUCUCACUCUGUGUCAGAUCAAUGGUACAGUGACAGAGAACCUGUCUCUGAGCGAUGCAGGGAAGCUGAUUGAGAAGUCUCGAGGAAAGCUGCAGCUGGUGGUGCAGAGAGACAGGAGACAGGUCCUCAUCAGGAUUCCUCCCCUGGCAGACAGCGACUCUGAGCUCGAUGGUGAGAGACCCUCCAGUCUCAGUCUCUGUGGCAGCAUCUCCUUUCCUUUUUAAGGAAAACACUUUUUAUGUGGACAGAUUCAGAACGGUCCCAGUGCUUUGUAUAAGUCUUUCAUUUAGUGUUUUAACCUCCUGUAUUGUCUGCUGAUUUGGAAAUGUAUGUUGUCUGUUGUGUAUUGUCCUGUCCAUGUCUGGUUUUAUUGCAAUGUCUUUUGUUUUUGUUUGAUUCUGGCAAGUUUCCCCUUAGGGAUAAUAAAGUUUUUUUCAACUUUACUCACCCUCCACCCGACCUGUCAUUGGUAUAGAGAUAGAAUAUGAAACGGUAUACCCAUGCAUGUCAGCCAAACAGACACCUUGUUGAUGACAUUUAGUAUAUUCCAUCAAUUACAUUUAACAUUUCUAUAGAAAUAAUGCAUGAAAAGAGAAUCUGUUCUCUUCAGUUUCACCUGGCUGUCUCUAUGGCUACUGGCUCUAUUUUGGUAUAUUUGUCACGUGAUCAAAGUGCAGGUUAUGAUUGGGCUGUGUAAUUAAAUGGGAGGGUGGGGCGAUGCGCUGACUCAAAGCUUUUGAGGGGGGCCUUAUCACACACCCGGGGACUUCUGACCCACUUUGGUCCAUUCAGGGACGUGGUGUGUGAGCGCUUGGCAGGGGAAUAUAAUCCCCCCCGAUAAUCCACUUAUUGAAUAUGACUGAAUUUCAUUAUGUUAUGGUCUGAAAUGUAGCAAAUAAAUGUGCUGUCAAUGAUUGGAACUGCAGCUUGUGUAUUGAGAACAGGGGUGCUUGUCUGUGUGUCAGGUAUCUGCCAGAAUGUAACUGUCUGAGGUUUGCUGUGUUUGUCUGUUUCUCUCCACUAAUACCAAAUGUAACGUUUCUUAUGGGAAAAGUCGAGUUAGUGUUACAUGUAUGAAGCAUGACUUGGGUGAUCUGUCUGAAGAUGAACUAGAUGUUGGUAAUAUUUUGUGUUCCAGAUAUCUCAGAGAUCGAGUCUUACCGCUCCUACUCGCCACAGGAUGACCGACGGGCCCCCCACUCAGACCUGUCCUCCCACUCCUCCAAUGAGAGGCUCAGAGACAAACCCAGGUAAACAGUCUCCCUCUGCUCCCACCUGCAGUAUGGAUCACUCUUAUGUACUGUACCAUAUACAGUUGAAGUCAGAAGUUUACAUACACCAUAGCCAAAUACAUUUAAACUCAGUUUUUCACAAUUCCUGACAUUUAAUCCUAGUAAAAAUUCCCUGUCUUAGGUCAGUUAGGAUCACCACUAUUUUAAGAAUGUGAAAUGUCAGAAUAAUAGUAUAGAGAAUGAUUUAUUUCAGCUUUUAUUUCUUUCAUCACAUUCCCAGUGGGUCAGAAGUUUACAUACACUCAAUUAGUAUUUGGUAGCAUUGCCUUUAAAUUGUUUAACUUGGGUCAAACGUUUCGGGUAGCCUUCCACAAGCUUCCCACAAUAAGUUGGGUGAAUUUUGGCCCAUUCCUCCUGACAGAGCUGGUGUAACUGAGUGAGGUUUGUAGGCCUCUUUGCUCGCACACGCUUUUUCAGUUCUGCCCACACAUUUUCUAUAGGAUUGAGGUCAGGGCUUUGUGAUGGCCACUCCAAUACCUUGACUUUGUUGUCCUUAAGCCAUUUUGCUACAACUUUGGAAGUAUGCUUGGGGUCAUUGUCCAUUUGGAAGACCCAUUUGCGACCAAGCUUUAACUUCCUGACUGAUGUCUUGAGAUGUUGCUUCAAUAUAUCCACAUAAUUUUCCUUCCUCAUGAUGCCAUCUAUUUUGUGAAGUGCACCAGUCCCUCCUGCAGCAAAGCACCCCCACAGCAUGAUGCUGCCACCCCCGUGCUUCACGGUUGGGAUGGUGUUCUUCGGCUUGCAAGCAUCCCCCUUUUUCCUCCAAACAUAACGAUGGUCAUUAUGGCCAAACAGUUCUAUUUUUGUUUGAUCUGACCAGAGGACAUUUCUUCAAAAGGUACAAUAUUUGUCCCCAUGUGCAGUUGCAAACCAUAGUCUGGCUUUUUUAUGGCGGUUUUGGAGCAGUGGCUUCUUCCUUGCUGAGCGGCCUUUCAGGUUAUGUCGAUAUAGGACUCGUUUUACUGUGGAUAUAGAUAAUUUUGUACCUGUUUCCUCCAGCAUGUUCACAAGGUCCUUUGCUGUUGUUCUGGGAUUUAGUUGCACUUUUCGUACCAAAAUACGUUCAUCUUUAGGAGACAGAACGCGUCUCCUUCCUGAGCGGUAUGACGGCUGCGUGGUCCCAUGGUGUUUAUACUUGCGUACUAUUGUUUGUACAGAUGAACGUGGUGCCUUCAGGCGUUUGGAAAUUGCUCCCAAGGAUGAACCAGACUUGUGGAGGUCUACAAAAAAAUUUCUGAGGUCUUGGCUGAUUUCUUUUGAUUUUCCCAUGAUGUCAAGCAAAGAGGCACUGAGUUUGAAGGUAGGCCUUAAAAUACAUCCACAGGUACACCUCCAAUUGACUCAAAUGAUGUCAAUUAGCCUAUGAGAAGCUUCUAAAGCCAUCAUUUUCUGGAAUUUUCCAAGCUGUUUAAAGGCACUGUCAACUUAGUGUAUGUAAACUUCUGACCCACUGGAAUUGUGAUACAGUAAAUUAUAAGUGAAAUAAUCUGUCUGUAAACAAUUGCUGGAAAAAUUACUUGUGUCAUGCACAAAGUAGAUGUCCUAACCGACUUGCCAAAACUAUAGUUUGUUAACAAGAAAUUUGUGGAGUGGUUGAACAUUUUUAUGACUCCAAUCUAAGUGUAUGUAAACUUCCGACUUCAACUGUAUUGUCAUGACAAGGCUGACAAGUUCCUGUCAAGUUCAGAUUAUAUUUACGUUGAGGAUCUUUACUCCAUCACUAUGACGUUUCAGAGAAGAUGAAAGCAUACUGUAGCUGUGUUGUACUGUUUGAGAACCAUGGGAUUCUGUGUGUUUUACAAUCAGGGAGGAACCUCCCAGCAGGCUGGCUAAAAUGGGCGCUAUGCCGACACCGUUCGCCAUGCCGGCGCGAAAGCCGGAUAGAGUUGUGGAGGACACGCCCCCUCUGCCAGCAGAGAGGGAGGAACCCCUCCCAGAAACACCCCCAGGUAAGCACAAUGACUUUGAAUAACUGAAUCUGGGACUAUUUUUAUUUCCAUUAUCACAUUUAUCUGUUAUACAAGCAGUGCAUCAGUUAACUUACACAUCUAUUGUAGCAAUGCUGAAAGCAGCAUAAAAUCACCAAUGAGUCUCACUAGAAUUUCCAUUUUGCUUUUACAGCACCGGUAGUAACUGUUGCCCCAAAAGUCCACGCUGCCCCAAAGGUACCACUAAGGCCAAGCAUAGAGGAUCAGGAGAUAUACGGGUGAGUGUUGGUUCCACAAACAAAUCUACAGAGAAUGGGUCUAGGGUACAGACUCACUAUUAACUCAACAGAGUAGUAUACUCUAAUGUAGAUUAUCAAUAUAAAUGUUAUUAACUUGCCGUUUGUCUUAAAUGGGUUGUGUGUUGUCCAGGCCCAACACGGUGAUGGUGCGUUUCCAGAAGGGAGAGAGCGUGGGGCUGAGGCUGGCGGGAGGAAACGAUGUGGGAAUCUUCAUCGCAGGCAUUCAGGAGGACAGUCCUGCAGAACAGGAGGGUCUUCACACUGGGGACCAGAUCAUGAAGGUGUCACUAUAUGAGUAGCAUGUCUUUGUCUCAUGUGUCUUUUUAAUGUUUGUCAUGUUUGUGAAAUUCCUCAUGUCUGUUCAUGAGUGCUUUACAUAUGAUCUAUAAUGUUAUGUCUUCUGAUGUAUUUGUGUCUGUCAGGUGAAUAACAUGGACUUCAGGGGCAUGGUGCGUGAGGAUGCUGUCCUGUACCUGCUGGAGAUUCCAAAGGGAGAUGAUGUCACCAUCCUGGCUCAGAGCAAACCUGAUGGUGAGUAACGCCUUCACUCUCUAGAUAAAGACAAAUCUGUCAUAUUAUUUCAGGUCAUGUUGCAGGUGAAGUGGUUUGAUGUUUGUGGUGUCUGUCCUCUGUUCCAGUCUAUAAGGACAUCCUGGCAUCGGGCAGGGGGGACUCGUUCUUCAUCAGGACCCAUUUUGAGUAUGAGAAAGAGGUUCCCCAGAGCCUGCCCUUCUCUCGAGGGGAGAUCUUCAAGGUGACAGACACACUCUACGAUGGCAAGCUGGGCAACUGGCUGGCCAUCCGCACUGACAAAGACAACCAGCUGCUGGAGAAGGGUAUCAUCCCCAACAAGAGCAGGUGUGUGUGUGUGUGUGUGUGUGUGUGUGUGUGUGUGUGUGUGUGUGUGUGUGUGUGUGUGUGUGUGUGUGUGCGGGUAAAGAUGUAAUAUCUUAAUUUUAUCACCCUGUUGCAGGAGAAGUUGUAGUGUAUUUGAGGUAGGGCUGCACGAUUAAUCGAAUUCAGAUCGAAAUUGCGAUAUUGACAUGUGCGAUAUCCAUAUUGCUUUUAUUUAUUUUUACACUCCAUUAAUACAACAAAAACUAGACUACGGUACCUCCUCCAAUGAGAUGCGCUAGACUCUGUUAAUUAUCUCUCUACAUGCACAGAGGAUGCUGACCAAUCACAAGCGGGGUCUCUCACUCUCUGCAUGGCAUGCACAUGCUGGCCAAUCACAAGCGUCCCCACUUAGAGCGCGCAGGUAGAUGCUGGUGAGGAGAGAAAGGGCUUUUACCAAAGACAAUACAGUAUGAGGUUUAGGAACUCUGUGGCUUUACCUCAGUGUGUCGGAAACAUGAGUGCUGCUAGUGCUAACGAGAACGUCGAUUUGGUGCCAAAGGAGGACGCAUCUUCAGUGGUAUGGCAGUAUUUCGGCUACAGGCAAACCGAUGUCAACCAAAUGGAAGUGUUGUGCAAAAAGUGCCUCAGAGUUGUGGCGGCGACAAGAAGCAACACAACCAAUGUAUUCUAUCAUUUGAAGAAUAACCAUCCCCUACUUUACGACGAUUGCAAUAUAUAUUUUUUAAACGCCCCGACAGCAGCAAAGCCACAACCAACCACCUACGUUAAACAGGCUUUGAUUGCAGAUGCGUUUUCAAAUGUAAGGCCUACAAAGAAACAGACACAUAGAAGUCACAGAGGUUAUCACCCAUCACAUAGCCAAAGACAUGGUUCCUAUUUACACAGUCCGCAAAGACAGCUUCAAGAGAGGAUAAACAAGCUGGAGAGGAGAUACAAGAUUCCAUCUCGCACAUAUUUCUCCCAAGUCGCCAUCCCAACACUGUAUAACACGUUUAAGGUAGACAUUGAAGCAUGUCGCAUUGAAUUACUAGACUAGACUCCAAUGUUUGGACACAGGCUGCACCUUGCAAUCGGUAGGCUACGUUUUACAUGAUUUUAAGGCACUUUGAUUUAUAGUUUCAAUUAUAUAAUAAUGAUUGAGCCUACUUAUACAUAAUUACACAAUCAUAAGACUCCUAUUCCAUCUGCAGCCUAUGGCUGCCUGAAUAAAUAAUUAACUUAGGUUACUUAAGAACUCAUAAUGGUAAAAUAGGAACUCAUAAUGUUAUUAAUUAAUUCAUGAAUUAAUGCUGUGCUUAUAUGUAGGUUUAAUAAUCAUAUCUAUUAUCAUACUCUGUAGCCUAUAACAAUUUUGGAAAAUAUUUGUUUAAUUUGGCUUUGUAUUCAGUUGGCACAGUAUGUAAUAAUUCAUAUGAUCUCAAUUUUAGAAGUGAUGUUCUCUACCCUGACAGUAGGUUUAACCUGAUGGAAUUACCAAGUUUUCACCCAAGUGUUUGAAAAUCGCAAUUCAUAAUCGCAAUUGCAAUAUCUGGCCCCAAAAAUCGCAAUUACAGUUGAAGUCGGAAGUUUACAUACACUUAGGUUGGAGUCAUUAAAACUUGUUUUUCAACCACUCCACAGAUUUCUUGUUAACAAACUAUAGUUUUUUCAAGUCGGUUAGGACAUCUACUUUCUGCAUGACACAAGUAAUUUUUCCAACAAUUGUUUAGAGACAGAUUAUUUCACUUAUAAUUCACUGUAUCACAAUUCCAGUGGGUCAGAAGUUUACAUACACUAAGUUGACUGUGCCUUUAUGAUGUCAUGGUUUUAGAAGCUUCUGAUAGGCUAAUUGACAUAAUUUGAGUCAAUUGGAGGUGUACCUGUGGAUGUAUUUCAAGGCCUACCUUCAAACUCAGUGUCUCUUUGCUUAACAUCAUGGGAAAAUCAAAAGAAAUCAGCCAAGACCUCAGAAAAACAAUUUGUAGACCUCCACAAGUCUGGUUCAUCCUUGGGAGCAAUUUCCAAACGCCUAAAGGUACCACGUUCAUCUGUACAAACAAUAGUACGCAAGUAUAAACACCAUGGGACCACGCAGCCGUCAUACCGCUCAGGAAGGAGACGCGUUCUGUCUCCUAGAGAUGAACGUACUUUGGUGCGAAAAGUGCAAAUCAAUCCCAGAACAACAGCAAAGGACCUUGUGAAGAUGCUGGAGGAAACGGGUACAAAAGUAUCUAUAUCCACAGUAAAACGAGUCCUAUAUCGACAUAACCUGAAAGGCCGCUCAGCAAGGAAGAAGCCACUGCUCCAAAACCGCCAUAAAAAAGCCAGACUACGGUUUGCAACUGCACAUGGGGACAAAGAUCGUACUUUCUGGAGAAAUGUCCUCUGGUCUGAUGAAACAAAAAUAGAACUGUUUGCCCAUAAUGACCAUCGUUAUGUUUGGAGGAAAAAGGGGUAGGCUUGCAAGCCGAAGAACACCAUCCCAACCGUGAAGCACGGGGGUGGCAGCAUCAUGCUGUGGGGGUGCUUUGCUGCAGGAGGGACUGGUGCACUUCACAAAAUAGAUGGCAUAUUGAAGCAACAUCUCAAGACAUCACUCAGGAAGUUAAAGCUUGGUCGCAAAUGGGUCUUCCAAAUGGACAAUGACACCAAGCAUACUUCCAAAGUUGUGCCAAAAUGGCUUAAGGACAACAAAGUCAAGGUAUUGGAGUGGCCAUCACAAAGCCCUGACCUCAAUCCUAUAGAAAAUAUGUGGGCAGAACUGAAAAAGCGUGUGCGAGCAAGGAGGCCUACAAACCUGACUCAGUUACACCAGCUCUGUCAGGAGGAAUGGGCCAAAAUUCACCCAACUUAUUGUGGGAAGCUUGUGGAAGGCUACCUGAAACGUUUGACCCAAGUUAAACAAUUUAAAGGCAAUGCUACCAAAUACUAAUUGAGUGUAUGUAAACGUCUGACCCACUGGGAAUGUGAUGAAAUAAAUAAAAGCUGAAAUAAAUCAUUCUCUCUACUAUUAUUCUGACAUUUCACAUUCUUAAAAUAAAGUGGUGAUCCUAACUGACCUAAGACAGGAAAUUUUUACUACGAUUAAAUGUCAGGAAUUGUGAAAAACUGAGUUUAAAUGUAUUUGGCUAAGGUGUACAGUGGGGGUAGCCAUUUUGUGGUUGCUAAAAAUUGUAUAGUUCGGCAAAUUUCUGUUUGUGACAAAACAAGCAACUAUAGUGUAGAGAAUCAUUGUACCAUCUACAGUGGGGGAAAAAAACGUAUUUAGUCAGCCACCAAUUGUGCAAGUUCUCCCACUUAAAAAGAUGAGAGGCCUGUAAUUUUCAUCAUAGGUACACGUCAACUAUGACAGACAAAUUGAGAUUUUUUUCUCUCCAGAAAAUCACAUUGUAGGAUUUUUUAUGAAUUUAUUUGCAAAUUAUGGUGGAAAAUAAGUAUUUGGUCACCUACAAACAAGCAAGAUUUCUGGCUCUCACAGACCUGUAACUUCUUCUUUAAGAGGCUCCUCUGUCCUCCACUCGUUACCUGUAUUAAUGGCACCUGUUUGAACUUGUUAUCAGUAUAAAAGACACCUGUCCACAAACUCAAACAGUCACACUCCAAACUCCACUAUGGCCAAGACCAAAGAGCUGUCAAAGGACACCAGAAACAAAAUUGUAGACCUGCACCAGGCUGGGAAGACUGAAUCUGCAAUAGGUAAGCAGCUUGGUUUGAAGAAAUCAACUGUGGGAGCAAUUAUUAGGAAAUGGAAGACAUACAAGACCACUGAUAAUCUCCCUCGAUCUGGGGCUCCACGCAAGAUCUCACCCCGUGGGGUCAAAAUGAUCACAAGAACGGUGAGCAAAAAUCCCAGAACCACACGGGGGGACCUAGUGAAUGACCUGCAGAGAGCUGGGACCAAAGUAACAAAGCCUACCAUCAGUAACACACUACGCCGCCAGGGACUCAAAUCCUGCAGUGCCAGACGUGUCCCCCUGCUUGAGCCAGUACAUGUCCAGGCCCGUCUGAAGUUUGCUAGAGUGCAUUUGGAUGAUCCAGAAGAGGAUUGGGAGAAUGUCAUAUGGUCAGAUGAAACCAAAAUAUAACUUUUUGGUAAAAACUCAACUCGUCGUGUUUGGAGGACAAAGAAUGAUGAGUUGCAUCCAAAGAACACCAUACCUACUGUGAAGCAUGGGGGUGGAAACAGCAUGCUUUGGGGCUGUUUUUCUGCAAAGGGACCAGGACGACUGAUCCGUGUAAAGGAAAGAAUGAAUGGGGCCAUGUAUCGUGAGAUUUUGAGUGAAAACCUCCUUCCAUCAGCAAGGGCAUUGAAGAUGAAACGUGACUGGGUCUUUCAAAACGUUUGACCUGUGUCAUUGCCAACAAAGGGUAUAUAACAAAGUAUUGAGAAACUUUUGUUAUUGACCAAAUACUUAUUUUCCACCAUAAUUUGCAAAUAAAUUCAUAAAAAAUCCUACAAUGUGAUUUUCUGGAUUUUUUUUCCCUCAUUUUGUCUGUCAUAGUUGACGUGUACCUAUGAUGAAAAUUACAGGCCUCUCUCAUCUUUUUAAGUGGGAGAACUUGCACAAUUGGUGGCUGACUAAAUACUUUUUUUCCCCACUGUAUGUAAACUUCCGACUUCAACUGUAGAUAUUUUUACCAAAUCGUGCAGCCCUAAUUUGAGGUUUAAAAAGCCUUCUGAAGUUUGUAACUUCCACUUUGAAAUUUCCGACUAGAUUUUACUUUACGAAAAAUGUAUCAACCCCUACGAACAUGUCCAUUAAUUAUAAUCCACAUAAUAAUUCACAUUUCCUUUUGCUGCAGGAUUAUUUUCCUGCUUUAGCAAAGUGGCUCAAAUUAAGAUCCUACAUCUGUGUGUGUGUGUGUAAUGAUUGAGACUAAGUGCUAAUUAAUGAUUCCCGGUGUUCUCUGCUUAUCAGGGCGGAACAAAUGUCAAAUGUGCAGAAUGCCCAGAGAGGAACAGCCAAUGACAGAGGAGACUUCUGGAGGUUGAGGGGUCAAAGGGCGGCAAAGAAGAAGGACCUCCGUAAGAGCAGAGAGGACCUGACUGCCAUCCCAGUCACCACUCGCUUCCCUGCCUACGAGAGGGUGGUCUUACGAGAAGGUACGUCUCCCAACGCAAAAGACUCCCAUCUCCUGUUGUGGUGUGGUCUAAGAGCCACUUCACUGCAUAGAACAGAAUAAGUUCUAAACUUUCGAUUGAACUUAACUAUCAACUGAAUGUUUUAUGAAAUUAUUAGGAACUUUCCCAUAAUGGCAUGCACAGACAAACUAGAUAUCAUGUCUAACCAGAGCUAUAUUACAGAUAUGAGAUACUGUGUGUCUGUUUUGAUCCUCAGCUGGCUUCAGGAGACCAGUGGUUGUGUUCGGGCCCAUUGCAGAUGCAGUCAAUGAGAAACUGGCCAACGACCUGCCUGAGGAGUUUGUCAUAGCUAGUGAGUAUGAUGUUCCUUACUUCUGCUUGUGAAUGAAGGUGCAUCAUGUAUUUACGUUAGGUGCACUCGAUUUAUCUUUUUUUUUUUUCAAUGGAAUAGUAACACAUUUGUUCACCCUGCGCUGACCGGGCACGCUAAAUUGAGCGCUGCCUUAUUGCUUCUAUGAUCAUGUGUGUUUCUGUAGUAUUGGUGAGAAGCUGAUGUGUUUUUGUUUGCCCACACAGAGACUGAGCCCAAGGAUGCAGGCACUGAGAAGUCCUCCGGUGUGGUGAGACUCAAUACCAUUCGUCAGAUCAUCGAACAGGUAAACACCACCACCAGCAUCUUCAUCCUCGCCAUCAUUUUACCUCAAUCAUCAUUACCAUCAUCAUCUUCAUACACCCUUUACCUUCAUCACCAUAGUCAUCAUCCUCCACCUCCUCACCCUACUCUUCCACUUCACUAUCAUCUUCUCCAGCUUCCCUCUCACAUUGACCCUCUCCUUCCCUGUCUCCCCAGGACCACCAUGCCCUGCUGGACGUGACUCCCAAGGCAGUGGACACCCUGAACUACACCCAGUGGUACCCCAUUGUGGUGUUCCUAAACCCGGACAGCAAGGUGGGCAUCAAGACGAUGAGAAACCGCCUUGUGCCCGGCUCCAAUCGCAGCGCCCGCAAACUCUACGAGCAGGCGGUCAAACUGAGGAAGAACUAUUCCCACCUCUUCACUGGUCAGUCACACACACACACACACACACACACACACACACCUUGACUAUCUGUCCUUUUUUUAGCUCCACUGUACGUGGCACUGAUGCUACUUCCCAGGUGAAUCCCUAGUAUUAUGAGGCCUGAACACUAUGGUUGGUCUAUUGAGGCCACAUUGUUUCAGGAAUAAACUAUGAUUAAGCUGUAUUACUCCUAUUUCUGUUGUGCCAAUCAUUCUGGUUUGUUUCCCUACACAGCGACCGUUGACCUGAAUUCAGCCAAUGACGGGUGGUACGGGAGUGUGAAAGACUCUAUCCGUGCACAGCAGGAGCGGGCUGUGUGGAUCUGUGAGGGCAAGGUAAGCUCUAUGUUUAUACUUAAUACAUAUACACUGAACAAAAAUAUAAACGGAACAUGUAAAGUGUUGAUUUCAUGAGCUGAAAAAAAAGAUCGCUGAACUUUUCCACACGCACAAAAAGCUGAUUUCUCUCAAAUGUUGUGCACAAAUUUGCUUACAUCCCUGUUUAUGAGCAUUUCUGAUUUGCCAAGAUAAUCCAUCCACCUGAUAGGUGUGGCAUAUCAAGAAGAUGAUUAAACAUCAUGAUCAUUACACAGGUGUACCUUGUGCUGGGGACAAUAAAAGGCAACUCUAAAAUGUGCAGUUUUGUCACACAACACAAUGCCACAAAUGUCUAAGGUUUUAAGGGAGCGUGCAAUUGGCAUGCUGACUCCAGGAAUGGCCACCAAAGCUGUUGCCAGAGAAUUGAAUGUUCAUUUCUCUACCAUAAGCGUCGUUUUAGAGAAUUUGGCAGUAUGUCCAACCGGCCUCACAACCGCAAACCACGUGUAUGGUGUCAUGUGGGCGAGUGUUUUGCUGAUGUCAACGUUGUGAACAGAGUGCCCCAUGGUGGCGGUGAGGUUAUGGUAUGGGCAGGCAUAAGCUACGGACAACGAACACAAUUGUAUUUUAUCGAUGGCAAUUUGAAUGCACAGCGAUACCGUGACGAGAUCCUGAGGCCCAUUGUUGUGCCAUUCAUCCGCCACCAUCACCUCAUGUUUCAGCAUGAUGAUGCACGGCCGCAUGUCUCAAGGAUCUGUACACAAUUCCUGGAAGCUGAAAAUGCCAAAAUUCUUCCAUGGCCUGCAUACUCACCAGACAUGUCACCCAUUUAGCAUGUUUGGGAGGCUAUAGAUCGACAUGUACGACAGCAUGUUCCAGUUCCCGCCAAUAUCCAGAAACUUCGCACAGCCAUUGAAGAGGAGUGGGACAACAUUUCACAGGCUACAAUCAACAGCCUGAUCAACUCUAUGCGAAGGAGAUGUGUCGCGCUGCAUGAGGCAGAUGGUGGUCUCACUAGAUACUGACUGCUUUUCUGAUCCACGCCCCUACUUUUUUUUUAAAGGUAUCUGUGACCAGUCGUAUGAAAUCCAUACAUUAGAGCCUAAUGAAUGUAUUUAAAUUGACUGAUUUCCUUAUAUGAACUGUAACUCAGUAAAAUCUUUGAAAUUGUUGCAUGUUGCGUUUUAUAAUUUUGUUCUGUGUGUGUGUGUACACACACACACACUCUACCUGUCCAAAGUUUUAGAACACCUACUAAUUCGUGUUUUUCUUUAUUUUUACUAUUUUCUACAUUGUAGAAUAAUAGUGAAGACAUCAGAACUAUGAAAUAACACAUAUGGAAUCAUGUAGUAACCAAAAAAGUGUUAAACAAAUGAAAAUAUAUUUUAUAUUUGAGAUUCUUCAAAUAGCCACCCUUUGCCUUGGUGACAGUUUUGCACACUCUUGGCAUUCUCUCAACCAGCUUCAGCUGGAAUGCUUUUCCAACAGUCUCGAAGGAGUUCCCACAUAUGCUGAGCACUUGUUGGCUGCUUUUCCUUCACCCUGCGGUCCGACUCAUCCCAAACCAUCUCAAUUUGGUUGAGAACAGGGGAUUGUGGAGGCCAGGUAAUCUGGUGCAGCACUCCAUCACUCUCCUUCAGCCCUUACACAGCCUGGAGGUGGGUUGGGUCAUUGUCCUGUUGAAAAACAAAUGAUAGUCCCACUAAGCCCAAACCAGAUGGGAUGGCGUAUCGCUGCAGAAUGCUGUGGUAGCCAUGCUGGACACCACCUCCUCCAUGCUUUACGGUGGGAAAUACACACGCGGAGAUAAUCCGUUCACCCACACCGCGUCUCACAAAGACACGGUGGUUGGAACCAGAAAUCUCCAAUUUGGACUCCAGACCAAAGGACAAAUUUCCACCGGUCUAAUGUCCAUUGCUCGUGUUUCUUGGCCCAAGCAAGUCUCUUCUUUUUAUUGGUGUCCUUUAGUAGUGGUUUCUUUGCAGCAAUUCAACCAUGAAGGCCUGAUUCACACAGUCUCCUCUGAACAGUUGAUGUUGAGAUGUCUGUUACUUGAACUCUGUGAAGCAUUCAUUUGGGCUGCAAUUUCUGAGGCUGGUAACUCUAAUGAACUUAUCCUCUGCAGCAGAGGUAACUCUGGGUCUUCCAUUCCUUUGGCGGUCCUCAUGAGAGCCAGUUUCAUCAUAGCGCUUGAUGGUUUUUGCGACUGCACUUGAAGAAACGUUUGAAGUUCUUGAAAUUUUCCGUAUUGACUGACCUUCAUAUCUUAAAGUAAUGAUGGACUGUCGUUUCUCUUUGCUUAUUUGAGCUGUUCUUGCCAUAAUAUGGACUUGGUCUUUUACCAAAUAGGGCUAUCUUCUGUAUACCCCCCCCCCCCCCCCCUCCCCCCCACCUUGUCACAACACAACUGAUUGGCUGAAAUGCAUUAAGAAGGAAAGAAAUUUCACAAAUUAACCUUUAAGAAGGCACACCUGUUAAUUGAAAUGCAUUCCAGGUGACUACCUCAUGAAGCUGGUGUUCAAAGCUGUUAUCAAGGCAAAGGGUGGCUAUUUGAAGAAUCUCAAAUAUAACAUAUUUUGUUUUGUUUAACACUUUUUUUGGUUACUACAUGACUCCAUAUGUGUUAUUUCAUAGUUUUGAUGUCUUCACUAUUAUUCAACAAUGUAGAAAAUAGUAAAAAAUAAAAACCCUUUUUAUUUUAUUUUAUUUCACCUUUAUUUAACCAGGUAAACCAGUUGAGAACAAGUUCUCAUUUACAACUGCGACCUGGCCAAGAUAAAGCAAAGCAGUGCGAUAAAAACAACAACACAGAGUUACAUAUGGGGUAAAACAAAACAAAGUCAAAAAUACAACAUAAAUAAAUAUAUAUACAGUGUGUGCAAAUGUAGCAAGUUAUGGAGGUAAGGCAAUAAAUAGGCUAUAGUGCAAAAAUAAUUACAAUUAGUAUUAACACUGGAAUGAUAGAUGUGAAAAUAGAGAUACUGGGGUACAAAUGAGCAAAAUAAAUAACAAUAUAGGGAUGAGGUAGUUGGGCGGGCUAAUUUCAGAUGGGCUGUGUACAGGUGCAGUGAUCGGUAAGGUGCUCUGACAACUGAUGCUUAAAGUUAGUGAGGGAGGUAAGUGUCUCCAGCUUCAGAGAUUUUUGCAAUUUGUUCCAGUCAUUGGCAGCAGAGAACUGGAAGGAAUGGCGGCCAAAGGAGGUGUUGGCUUUGGGGAUGACCAGUGAGAUAUACCUGCUGGAGCGCAGACUACGGGUGGGUGUUGCUAUGGUGACCAAUGAGCUAAGAUAAGGCGGGGAUUUGCCUAGCAGUGAUUUAUAGAUGGCCUGGAGCCAGUGGGUUUGGCGACGAAUAUGUAGUGAGGACCAGCCAACAAGAGCGUACAGGUCACAGUGGUGGGUAGUAUAUGGGGCUUUGGAGACAAAACGGAUGGCACUGUGAUAGACUACAUCCAAUUUGCUGAGUAGAGUGUUGGAGGCUAUUUUGUAAAUGACAUCGCCGAAGUCAAGGAUCGGUAGGAUAGUCCGUUUUACGAGGGCAUGUUUGGCAGCAUGAGUGAAGGAGGCUUUGUUGCGAAAUAGGAAACCGAUUCUAGAUUUAACUUUGGAUUGGAGAUUCUUAAUGUGAGUCUGGAAGGAGAGUUUACAGUCUAACCAGACACCUAGAUAUUUGUAGUUGUCCACAUACUCUAGGUCAGACCCGUCGAGAGUAGUGAUUCUAGUCGGGUAGGCGGGUGCAAGCAGCGUUCGGUUGAAGAGCAUGCAUUUAGUUUUACUAGUGUUUAAGAGCAGUUGGAGGCUACUGAAGGAGUGUUGUAUGGCAUUGAAGCUCGUUUGGAGGUUUGUUAACACAGUGUCCAAUGAAGGGCCAGAUGUAUACAAAAUGGUGUCGUCUGCGUAGAGGUGGAUCUGAGAGUCACCAGCAGCAAGAGCGACGUCAUUGAUAUACACACGUCAUUGAUAAAAAAAUAAAAACCCUUGAAUUAGUAGGUGUUCUAAAACUUUGGACCGGUAGUGUGUAUAUAUACAGUGAGUUUACGUACUGUAUGUAGUGUGUUUGAGUGUCGAUUUCACACCUACUUGCGUCUCUCUCGCUCUCUCAUCUCCGGUCUUCUCUAUUUUCUCUCUGUCUCGUUCUCUCUCUCUAUUUAUUUCAGUUGGACGGCUCGGAGGAGGAACUGGAUAUCCAUGAUGACCGCAUGUCGUACCUAUCAGCGAUGAGCGCCGACUACCUGAGCAUGGACAGUCGACUGACCAGCGACUAUGAUGACACGGCUGACGAGGGCGGGGCUUACACCGACAACGAGCUGGACGAGCCAAUGGACGAGCCCCAUCAGCCGGUGUCGGCCAUCAGCCGCUCCUCAGAGCCCGUACUACCAGAGGAGGUGGGUGGGCUUUACUACUGUCAAUCACUAUCCCUCAUUGUCAAUCACUCAUUCUGUGUCAGAGAUGGAGACUGGCAUCUGUCUCUCUCAAGUGUACUCCAUUAAUCUGUCAAUCUCUCAUUGUCAGUCAACAAUCUUGACUUGUUGUGUUGACAUAUUCUGUGUUUGUUGACAUACUGUCUGUAUGUAUAUCUGUUGACAUAUGUAUAUGUACAUCCCUCCCACCUAUAGAGACCCCAUCCUGCCCCCAUACCUCGUAUGAGGAGAUCAGGGAGCAGAGAGGUGCUGAGAGACCCCAGCCCACCCCCCUCCUUCGUCCCUGAGCCCCCCAAGGUAAGACCCCCUUGAACCCCACCCUCAACUCUCAAUCCCCUCAACCCCAAACCCUGUACCACAUCUUGUGCUUGCUUAUAAGACUUAGAAUACUAAGGUUAUAUAAGUGCUUGCUAAAUUACCAUAAUAUCCUCUUCUAUUACAGCAGGUGAGGGUGCAGUCUCGCGGGGGAUAUGACUCCCACUCCAGCAGCACCAUUAGCAGUGACGCGGCCGGGGGGCCCAAGCCCGCCCCGCCCCCCGUGGCCCUUAAGCCCACCCUGAAGGCCCUCAGCCAGUCGUCUGAGGAACACAGUGUCAAGGGGGGAGAGGACCCGGCCAACCACUCAUUCAUUGGCAAGGUGAAGGCCUUCGAAAAGAUGGACCACCUGGCCAGAGCCCAGAGGAUGCUGGAGCUCCAGGAGGCCGAGCAUGCACGGGUCAGUACUACUGGUGGAAAACUUGGUGAAUAGAUAGAAAGUAAUGCUUGUGCAAUGGUAAGAUGUAACGCUUCAUAAACAGAACCAAAUGGAUCUACAGGGGAGUGUGAUCAUUUCAUAUAUUCUGAUAAACGUUUUAUUGCAAGUACCAAAAGGUAUAUUCAAGUGCAUAUGUUGCCUUAUGUUUGUAAUGUACAGUAUGUGCUUUGGCAUAACUGGGCCUCCUCCUGCUUUCUGACUGUAGCUGGAAAUAGCCCAGAAGCACCCAGACAUCUAUGCAGUCCCAGUGAAACUACCAAAGCCCAACCACAACCGCCCACAGCCAAUAGGGUAAGUUAAUCUAUUUAACCUUGUCGGUCACCACACAAAUUAGCAUUUUUACUUAACUUUCCACUGCCUGUCAUAGGUUGGGUUCAGGUUGUGUUGAAUGCUUUUGUUUUUACAGACUUGAUGCCCAACAAUCUGAAUGAACGAAAAUGUCUCUCUCGCUCUCCUGUGUGUCCAGCUCCAGCUCCAACCCAGAGCCCCAGUCCUCCAGGCCACCGUACUCUGAGAGCAGGGGUCACUACGACGACGAUAAGGAAGAGUACCGCAGACAGCUUGCCGACCAGACCAGACGAGGCUACUACAGCAACCCCCAGAAAUACAAAGACACUGAGAUGUAG
Coregonus sp. 'balchen' is the source of this 32914-nucleotide messenger RNA. NCBI's taxonomy places the organism in Eukaryota, Metazoa, Chordata, Actinopteri, Salmoniformes, Salmonidae. The record is from the annotation of a GenBank genome assembly.